Messenger RNA from Chelmon rostratus (copperband butterflyfish), 1539 nucleotides. RefSeq names its product neurogenic differentiation factor 2-like. Lineage: Eukaryota; Metazoa; Chordata; Actinopteri; Chaetodontiformes; Chaetodontidae. The record is from RefSeq and is a predicted model, not a curated record. Gene Ontology annotation, molecular function: protein dimerization activity.
AUGCCUCCUCCUAAACACCGGGAACCUCUGCCAGCUCCUACCCGCACCAACUCCCUGUCAUCUACAGCUACACCCCCCUUCUUCCUCAUUUUUCAUACAUCCCUAGCGCCCCUCGCCCAGAAUCGAACGCUGGAAACACCGGCAGCGGCUCUGGCAAACCUCACACAUUCGGACACAGCAACCAUACACGCAUGCAUGCUCGUUUACUCUCUCGCACAUAUACGCACAGACGCGCCGAGGCGCACGUUCGCUCGCAAGCUCCGGUUAUUCGAGCGCGCGCGCUGGGAGAGAAGCACCCCUAAACAACCCGUCAGCGCCAGCGGAGGAAAGCCGCGCGCUGCCUGCACCCGUGCACCGACAGGGAGCGUUGGUUCGCUCGCUCGUGCGGUCCCUGAAGAUGGUCUGAAACUCGAGCGCGUGUUUUUUUUUUCUCCCAUCCCCUGUGAAGAGCACGAGCCGAGAGCCACAAUGUUGACGAGGCUUUUCAGCGACCCUUCGCUGCUUCCUGAUGUGCAGAAAUACUCCGGCUGGGAGGAGGACAGCGAUGACGACGACUCCAAAAUCAAGGAGGAGGACCAGGACACCCAGGACGACAUGGAGGGAUCUGAACUAAGAGGAGACAGUCGGACGCAAUCCGAGCACGCCGGGGAAGACGACGAGGACGACGGGGUGGAGGAAGAGGACGACGGUGAGGAUACAGAGGGGGACAAGCCCAAGAAGAGAGGCCCCAAGAAGCGCAAAAUGACCCAGGCCCGGAUUGAGCGCUCCAAGAUGCGCCGGAUAAAAGCCAACGCACGGGAACGGACCCGCAUGCACGACCUGAACUCUGCGCUAGACAAUCUGCGUAAAGUGGUGCCCUGUUACUCCAAAACGCAAAAACUGUCAAAAAUCGAGACCCUGCGGUUGGCCAAAAACUAUAUUUGGGCCCUGUCGGAGAUAUUGCGCUCUGGAAAAAGGCCCGACCUUGUGUCCUACGUCCAGACGCUGUGUAAGGGACUCUCCCAGCCCACGACCAACCUGGUGGCGGGAUGCCUGCAGCUAAACUCACGUAACUUCCUAACCGAGCAGCAGUGUCAGGACGGGGGGAGGUACGGGUCCGGCUCCUUCUCCAUGCAUUCCUACCCGUACCAGUGUGCGCGUCUAUCCAGCCCCCACUGCCAGCCGGGCUCGAACUCGCAUCCUCUGAGGACGCACGGCUACUGCUCGGCUUACGAUUCUCUGUACGGUGGGAGCGGAUCCCCUGAGUACAACAGCCCCGAGUAUGAGGGGCCCCUCAGCCCGCCCCUGUGCAUCAAUGGCAACUUUUCCCUGAAGCACCAAGGCUCUGCGUCCCCCGAAAACGAGAAGGGGUACCACUACUCUAUGCAUUACUCCGGCCUGCCUGGCUCAAGAUCCACCGGAGCCCACAACCUCGUGUUUGGCUCCUCGGGGGCCCGGAGCGGCAUUCACUCUGAAAACGUCCUGCCUUACCACGACAUGCACUUACACCACGAACGGGGCCCCGUGUAUGAUGAACUGAACGCGUUUUUUCACAAUUAA